AUGUCAUCGACUCAACCAGCACCAGGAGCUAAAACGAGACGCAUCACGCGAGCAUGCGACUACUGUCAUCGGCGCGCGAUUCGGUGCCUGCGCGAUGGCAAUGCCUCACAAUGUCUCAAGUGCUUACAAUUCAGCCAACCAUGCACUUACGCCCGGCCCGCCAAAAGGCGCGGUGUGAAGCCUGGCUCCCAGGCCAUUUCACCUUCCGCACCAGCGAACGUGUUAGGGAAUUCGCGAGCCAAGACCGAUUCACAGUCACGUCUGCAAUGGACAGCGCCUCUCAUUGCUAGUCAGGCGGUUGUGCUGAGCCUGGCCGAGGUCUAUUUCGAGGUGGUCUAUCCAAUAUUCCCAUUCUUCCAUCAGCCAACGUACCUUCGCAGGAUCGCCCGUGCUGAGUAUACCUCGGAUCGACACUUGUUCUCAACCACAAUGGCUCUCUGCGCGCUAGUCUCAGCUCGAGUCCAAGACCAGGCGCUGUUCAACACCUCGUACGACAUGGAGGAGCUCACCAAAGUUCCCUGUGAAACAUUCUACGAAGCAGCUGUACAAGCUAGCGUCGAUGUCACUACCGAGACUAGCAUCCAAAGCCUUGACCUAUUACGAACGUGUGCAUUGCUUUCUCUCACCGCUGUGCAGUGCGGCAAGAUUCGUGACAUGCAAAGGUUUCUGGGAAGGUACCACACGCUCGUUGCAAUGGACCGCCUGCAAGACGAGUCCAAUUGGCCUACUGGGAUAGGAAUAGUCGAGACUGAAGAGAGAAGACGGCUGUUCUGGUCCAUGUACACCUUUGAGAUCUAUGUAUCGAUCGUAUGGAACAGCGUGACCCGAGUUAGAGAACAACAGGUCAAUGUUGCGUACACCACGGAGAUCGAUGACGAGCUUUUCAGCGAUCGAGGCUACAGUAGCACAUUGCGGCCACUUGUCGACCUGCGACAGAGUCCAACUAGCAGACCAGGCCAAGUUGCCAGCACAAGUUGGCUAUGCGGAUGGAACUUUACUACGGACCUGUACCGCGUUUUGGAGCAUGUCAUCGCCAGCUUUGGCAAUCGCAAAAGGCAUCAGGGAUCGUUUCCCAUGGAGUUGUUCGUCAACAGAUCUGCGACUUCGAUAUCGUCGGUCCGAGAUGUUGUCAUGCAGCAGUAUACCAAUCUUCCAUAUUGCUUCAAAGUGGUUUCGCAACUCACUUGUGACCCGGCAAGCGAUCGCUUCGGUUUCCAGGCCGCCAACAUUACAGCUACUGUUCAGCUCCUGCGUAUGAUGUUGUUUGCUUCAGGAGGCGGCAGUAUCGAGGAUCGUUGCAAGAUUGCGAGCGAAGUUAUUGACGCAUUCACGCAAAUUCCAGUUGCAUACCUUCGGGCCAUAAGCUCGCCCUUGCUUCAUCACCUUGCUGGCAUCGGUUCCAUCCUCGGAAGUGUGUUUGAGGAACCCAUGAGUGAGCAUGCCUACGAGCAAGUCAGGGUCGUAUUGCUUGCCUUGGCGCAGCUGCUGGAGAACCUCGAACAUGGCAUACAUGCAACGAAAAGCGCACAACGUCUCCGAGAUCUAGUGGCGCAAAUUGACGACUACAUGAACAGCCAGAGGGAUCAAUCAAGCAACCUCCCCACCAAGUUGGCCAACGAAAUCAUGGAUGAGUGGCCGUGGAAUUUGGAUUUUAUGCAACUUGCAGAAAGCUGGAGCUCUACGGAAGGCCAACUGGAUCUGUGA
Cyphellophora europaea CBS 101466 is the source of this 1704-nucleotide messenger RNA. RefSeq lists its product as uncharacterized. The transcript is spliced from 3 exons. Gene Ontology annotation, biological process: regulation of DNA-templated transcription; DNA-templated transcription. Lineage: Eukaryota; Fungi; Ascomycota; Eurotiomycetes; Chaetothyriales; Cyphellophoraceae. Gene Ontology annotation, molecular function: DNA-binding transcription factor activity, RNA polymerase II-specific; DNA binding; zinc ion binding. Bases 1 to 1704 code for a protein of 567 amino acids. The record is from RefSeq and is a predicted model, not a curated record.